Melanaphis sacchari is the source of this 878-nucleotide messenger RNA. RefSeq lists its product as uncharacterized. NCBI's taxonomy places the organism in Eukaryota, Metazoa, Arthropoda, Insecta, Hemiptera, Aphididae. Bases 71 to 652 code for a protein of 193 amino acids. The transcript has 2 exons. The record is from RefSeq and is a predicted model, not a curated record.
CUGAAUUUGUUCAAAAAAAAAAAAAAAAAAUACACGCAUUAAUAUUUUAUAGAUUUUGAAUUCCAGAAAAAUGAAGAGCUUUUCCGUAAUCACCGUGUCAAUCGUUUUGGCCUUUAUUGCGGCCAACACGUCUGCGCACGAAUCGUUUACAGGGCAAAACGUUUGUGACAUUAAAUAUCACUUUCACGAAAACUUGGCUUCGGUGAUUACUGACGACGUAGGCAUAAAAUUGAUCAAUGAAUUGCGACAAAACUAUAAGAACAUCUGCUUGGACCCGAUGGCCCACAAUUCAAUCGUUUCCCUAGUCGACGGGAUCAUCGACAUGACGACCAACACCAAUGUCUCGCAAACCCUAGGAAAUACAUUUUACUGGGCUAGGAAGAUCAUGAAGGACCCUAAAUUCCGUGCCGUCUGGCACGAGACCAUGAAAGGUGUCAAUAUGAGUCUUGAUAAUUUCGAGGUCACUCAGCAGGUAACAGAUACGUUAUUCGACCAACUCAGUGCAUUGUUGAACCAUCCCAAAUUCGAUUCUACAUUCGAAUCAGUGGUCAAAAAUCUGUCCAUGCUGAUUAACUUCCGCAAGAACAUGUUCUCGAAAGCUGGUUCCUUCCUUUCCAAGCAAAAACGUCACUUCAGAGAUGGCAGGCAAUAACUGCUAAACAGUUGUGUCCGCUACACCGAAAAAAUAAUAAUUUAUAUACAAUAAUGAAACAAGAACAUAAACAUAAAUGUAAAAUUAAAAAAAAAAAUUAUAUUUUUAAAUGUUUUCCGUUUAUAAGACAAAUAAUUGUACCUAAAUCACGUUUGUUCGGUUAUUACUUAUUUGUAACUAUUAUUGUACAUAAAAAUAUAAUAUAAUUCCCAUACUAUAUCUCUCA